AGAGCUCGCGCAGUCAACCCACGUGUAGUCACUUCCUGUAAGGGGGUGUCCUGAUCAACACACUCAAAGAUCUGUUUUGAAGUGUUUUCAAACCAUGGAUGAGUUACCUGCGGACCUCAGAGCAUUUCUCCUGAACCACCCAUUCCUGCAACUUACAGACGACAAAAAGAUCAAAUGCACUCUGAAUGGCCACGAGUUUCCAUGCAACCUGACCGAGAUACAGAAGUUCACUAAAGGGAAGAAAUAUGAGAAACUGAGUGCUGCAGCAGAAUUCAACUACAGCCAGUAUGAACCACACAUUGUACCAAGCACCAAGCAACCCAAUCAGCUCUUCUGUAAACUGACCCUCAGACACCUCAACCGGCAGCCGCAUCAUGUCCUGAGACAUGUUAACGGGAAACGCUUCAAGAAAGCCCUCUCCAAAUAUGAAGAGUGUGUGAAGCAAGGGAUCGAGUUUGUUCCGGCCAGACUCACACAGAAAAAGCCCAGAGACAGCGGAGAGGAGGUCGGUGGGGGGAGGCCCUCAAAACACGGGAGCAACAUGUGGGAAGCCGCGUCCAGUGACGAGGAGCGCAGUGACUCAGAGGACAGCAUGAGUGACCUCUACCCUCCCACCAUGUUCACUUUAAAAAACCGGGCAGGUGAAAGUAUGGAGGGCGAUGAGGAUGAGGAGGAGGAUGACUUCCAGACAGAUGAAGAGGAGGAAAUGGAGGUAGAUAAGCCAGCGCAGCAGAAGCGAAAGAAGGUCCAGGGCGGUGGUUUUCAGAAGAAAUUCAGGAAAAAUCACUGGAAAUCAGGACGUAAGAAACAUGGAAAAGUGCCGAACGGAAAGUAAAAAAAAAGAAAAACCAUAUAUGUAAAGUAUUUUUAUACCUGGUAAUUAGUCAAGGAACAACACUGCACUUCCAGUUUGGAGUAGUAUUCCUGUUUGAGCCAGUCUGACCUUUUGUACAAAUGAAAAUGCAUUUGAUGAAAGGUCUGUUUUCCAAGUUGUGUUGAUGCACAGCUUCCACGAGGCUGGUUUACGUGACAUGAAAAAUGUGUUAGAGGCAGCAAACACAUCAUUUUACCUGGAUGAGUUAUAUGGUCUGGUUUGCAACCAAGUGUGCAAGUAUAAAAUACAACUCAGUUUGGAUUUGCAAA
Plectropomus leopardus (leopard coralgrouper) is the source of this 1143-nucleotide messenger RNA. RefSeq names its product surfeit 2 (gene surf2). Lineage: Eukaryota; Metazoa; Chordata; Actinopteri; Perciformes; Serranidae. The record is from RefSeq and is a predicted model, not a curated record.